Molecule: messenger RNA, 2368 nt
Organism: Phascolarctos cinereus (koala)
Lineage: Eukaryota; Metazoa; Chordata; Mammalia; Diprotodontia; Phascolarctidae
Source: RefSeq, a predicted model, not a curated record
UACUGCGGGUGGUAGAUGUGGGGCGAGGGGCGGAGAGGCAUGGACUGGACAACCGGGCCCCUGGGGGUCCGGGGAUUCCAGAACAUCUUCACGUGGUGACGUUCCUGUCCCUGCCCGGGAUCCGCCCUUAGGGACGAGGAAGCCCGGUUCCCCUUCUCCAGGAGAUGAUAGAAAGUGACAUCACAACCAUAAUGUCAGGAAUCCUUAGAAAUUCAGGGCAAAAUCUGCACCCUUCUCCGCAGGAAUACAGGCUCCUAGCCUCAGACUCCUCCCAGGCGGCUGAGGAUGAUCUGCCCAGCGACCUGCAAUCUCUCUCCUGGCUGACGGCAGUGGACGUGCCCCGGCUGCAGCAGAUGACCAGCAGCCGAAUGGACUUCAGCGCCCCCAACGCGGGGCUGCAGCAGACAGGUCCCAUGGCAGCCAGCGUGCUUGCAGCGGGUGCCUCGGGCACCAUCGGCCACGUGCCCCCCCAGGGCAUGCUGGGGCUCAGCGGCAUCGGGUCCCAUGGAGCCAGUAUGAGCCCAUACCCUGUAGGGGGCCAGCCCUCCCCCAGCCUGCAGGACCAGCCCCAGCUCUACCCGGCCCCGUCACAGCCGCCAUUCACUCUGGCCCAGGGCACACAUCAGUGCCCCACUGCUGGAAUGUACAGCGUCUCCUUCGGGGCACAGCCUCCAUUCCCCCAGCCCCGCCUCCCCGGGCACUCGGCUCAGGACCUGCACCCCAAACACUACCCCAAACCCAUCUACUCCUACAGCUGCCUGAUCGCCAUGGCCUUGAAAAACAGCAAGACGGGCAGCCUCCCGGUCAGCGAGAUCUACAGCUUCAUGAAGGAACACUUUCCCUACUUCAAGACCGCCCCUGACGGCUGGAAGAACUCUGUGCGGCACAACUUGUCCUUGAGCAAAUGCUUCGAGAAGGUGGAGAACAAGACGGGGGGCUCCUCCCGCAAGGGCUGCCUGUGGGCCCUGAACCUGGCGCGCAUCGACAAGAUGGAGGAGGAGAUGCACAAAUGGAAGAGGAAGGACCUGGCCGCCAUUCAUCGCAGCAUGGCCAACCCGGAAGAGCUGGACAAGCUGAUCAGUGACCGGCCGGAGAGCUGCCGCCGCCUGGGGGAGCCUGGGGAGCCGGACGUCCCCGUGCUGGGCCGAGUGGUGGCGGCUGCUGCGGCUGCCCAAGGCCGGCUCACCGCAUCCCGCCUCCCUCCCCAGCCGGUGAUGACCCUCUCGCUGCAGUCCAUCCCCCUGCAGCACCAGCUGCAGCCUCGCGCUGGCCUGGCCCCGGGCUCCCCAGCACCAGCCCAGACCCCUCCACUGCACGCCCUGCCCGAUGUGAGCUGUAGCCCCCUCCCCACCCACCACGCUGUGAGCAGGGGCCCUGUGGACUUUCUCAGCGUUGUGGGCGACGUGAGCGCCGAGGUGGAUGCUCUGGAUCCCAGCAUCAUGGACUUUGCCCUCCAGGGGAACAUCUGGGACGACAUGAAGGAUGACAGCUUUAGCCUGGACACCCUCGGGGCCUUCAGCAACUCCCCCCUGCAGCUGUCGGACUGUGACCUGGGUGCCUCGGGACUCACCCCCGUCUCCAGCGGCAGUGACCAGUCCUUCUCAGACUUACAGGUCACCAGCCUGUACACCACCUAUGCGACUUCAGGGGACAGCGCGUCAUCCUCCUCUGCCCAGUACCUGGGCACCCCAGGCAAUAAGCCCAUUGCCCUGCUCUGAGUGGGCUGUGGCUCUUUGGCCUCGGGUGGGGAGGGUCUGUCCUUGGAGGUGACAUGGGGGAGCCUCUGGUGCUUAGGGGAAAUGCGGGGCGGACCCCAGAGCUCUGACCGCAGGCAUACCCCACCCCCCAAUGGGCCUCUCUUGCCAUCAGCGUGGCCCUUAGGAAGGUGUGGAGCUGUUGUUGAGAGGGAGACAAGCCCACUACGCCUCUAUACACCCACAGACCCUUUGCAUAGAAUGUCUCCUAAGUGUGUCCUGAGGGACUAUUAGUAACCACUACCGUCACAUCACUGGACAAGCCACUUUGUUUCCACCCCGGGUUAAACUGUUCCAAUGGAUCUGUGGACAAACAGUGCAGGGUCCCAGGUUCAUUCAUGAUCCCUGGCCUGACUCCAUUCUAGGAAAAGGCCAGUCUGAUUGUGGGACCCUGGGAUCUCCAGCACCUCCAUCAUUUGGCGCUCCAUCGUCAGCCCCAGACUCUUCCCUGCCUGUGGACACUCUUAAUUUAUUCUUCUAAGAAGCCCGAUGAGCCCUGGGUGGAACCACCCCAGGAAGGCUCUGAUGGAUGGAGCCCAAGCCUGGGGGACCAGUUGUGAGAUGGUGGUGGGAUGGAGAGCUGGAGAAUUCUGAAAUGGAUCUCCACUGGGAGU